Molecule: messenger RNA, 360 nt
Organism: Leishmania braziliensis MHOM/BR/75/M2904
Lineage: Eukaryota; Euglenozoa; Kinetoplastea; Trypanosomatida; Trypanosomatidae
Gene: CYSB
Product: cystathionine beta-synthase
Exons: 1
Cellular component (GO): cytoplasm
Molecular function (GO): cysteine synthase activity; cystathionine beta-synthase activity
Source: RefSeq, a predicted model, not a curated record
AUGACUUCCGCUAAUCCCCACGAUCACAUUCUCUCCGACGCCCUUGAGGCGGUCGGAAACACUCCAUGCAUUCGGCUGAAUCGUGUCCCGCAGAGACACGGCAUUCAGUGCGAGGUUGUGGCCAAGUGUGAGUUCCUCAACCCCGGCGGCAGCGUAAAGGAUCGCAUUGGCAAGCAGAUGGUCGCCGAUGCCGAGAAGAAUGGGACUCUCAAGCCAGGCUCGGUGAUUGUGGAGGCCACGAGCGGCAACACUGGUAUUGGCCUCUCAAUGGCGGCGGCGAUCCGCGGCUACCGCAUAGUGAUUACGAUGCCCAAAAAAAUGUCUCACGAGAAGGAGACGACCCUGAAGUCCCUCGGAGCC